Molecule: messenger RNA, 2870 nt
Organism: Erythranthe guttata (spotted monkey flower)
Lineage: Eukaryota; Viridiplantae; Streptophyta; Magnoliopsida; Lamiales; Phrymaceae
Product: Transducin/WD40 repeat-like superfamily protein
Biological process (GO): transcription by RNA polymerase III
Cellular component (GO): transcription factor TFIIIC complex
Molecular function (GO): protein binding
Source: RefSeq, a predicted model, not a curated record
AUCACAACGAUUGUCGUAUUCCGGGAAAGACGAGAGUACCAGAAUCCCCCGCCAUUACCGGCGGCGCGACGACCAGCCACCACCACGUGCGCCACAACGAUCAAUUUCUGUUUAUUUGGUUUCCUUCAGCGUUAUUCUUGAUUAAGUUGAACCCCCUCCCAUGGAAGAAGAGGACGAAGGAGAUGUGGAGUUCAACACCGAUGCUCCCAUUUCCCAAUCAUUUAAUCGAAAGAGAAAAACAAUCAACGAGAACCCUGCCCAAUUGCCGCCCGCCGAUGGUCCACCGGAAAUCGCAGUUUCUGAAUUCGAAUACUCUGUCGAGAAUCACUUCAAAUACGUUGACAAAGUAGCCAAACUCUGUUCACACCCCGAAACACUCGACCCUCCCGACCAAGCCGACAUUAAACGGAUCUCCAAUUCUAUAACUUUCUUGAGGGAGUGGAGGGAUUUUAAUUAUGGCCCGCGAAUUGUGAGGUUUGCUUGCCAAUAUAGUUCCAAGGAGAAAGAUGUAAUUGGUGGGGCUACCUUGCACCAAUUUUCAUCUGCAUCUGUUCCAAAGAAGGAGACACGAAAUGGCGACGAAUCUGGUACUGAAUUCAGCAAAGACUUUGUAAUGCAUGUCGGCGGUGCAGUCUGGGCGUUAGACUGGUGUCCUACAGUUGAUUGCAAUACGGAGAAUCAUAUCAAGUCCGAGUUUGUCGCUGUGGCUGCUCAUCCGCCCGAAUCUUCACAUCACAAGAUCGGUGCCCCUUUAACUGGCAGAGGUGCAAUCCAGAUAUGGUGUUUGUUAACUCUAUACGUAAAAGAAGAUGCGGCUUCGAAAGGGACAAAAAAGCCAAAACCGAUUUCCCAAGAACUGGCAACAGUCAACGAUCCGAAUAAAGUACUAAAGCCAAGAGGGAGACCAAGAAAGAAACCCAUUACCGAUACUGUCGAGAAGAUUGAUAGGCCAAGAGGGCGACCAAGAAAAAAUCCGAUUAACGAUACUGUAAAGAAGAUGGAUACUGAUCCUCAAUUUGCAGAGUCUCUCGCCAUUGAAUACCCUACGGAGUCGCCUAAUGAUUGUAGCCAAAAAACGGAACAUGCAAAUGCAUUGUUGUUGGCUGGUCCUAAAGGCGGAGGAAAUAAAUCAAAGUCGCAAAAAGGAGCCCAGGUCCACAGUAAUGGUUCGUCUAUUCCCAGACAAUGUGAACAGAGAGAAUCUGCCCUUGUGAAUCCACUAGUAUCUGCAACGAGCUUCGGUUUAGAUUCCAUGAGCCCUCCUAAGAACGUUGGAUCUUGUGAUGCUAAUACUUUUAAGCAUUCGAUUCCCGUGGAUGUUGAGUUGCCUAGAAUGAUGCUAUGUUUAGCUCACAAUGGAAAGGUUGCAUGGGAUUUAAAGUGGCGGCCGGUCGAUGUUCAUGGCCCUGCUUCGAGGAAUAUAAUGGGUUAUCUUGCUGUCUUGCUUGGGAAUGGUGCACUAGAAGUGUGGGAGGUCCCUCUUCCCCAUGCGGUGAAACUCGUGUAUCCUGCUUCUCAGGAGCGAAUUGAUCCUCGCUUCAUCAAAUUGAAACCGGUAUUCAGAUGUUCGAAGCUGAAGUGUGGUGAUAGGCAAAGUAUUCCUCUAACAUUGGAGUGGUCUGUGUCGGCUCCCUAUGAUACGAUUGUAGCUGGAUGUCAUGAUGGAGUGGUGGCUUUAUGGAAGUUUUCGGCUACCGAUUCAUUAACAGAAACGAGACCUUUGCUUUCCUUCAGUGCAGACACCGGUCCUAUUAGAACACUGGCAUGGGCACCUAAUCAAACCGAUCUCGAGAGUGCAAAUGUAAUUGUCACUGCGGGUCAUAAAGGCUUCAAAUUUUGGGACAUACGUGAUCCGUUCCGUCCAUUGUGGGACCAUGCUAUGCAGGGGGUCACUUACGGUUUGUCUUGGCUGCGUGAUCCAAGAUGUGUCUUUGGUUCCGUCGAUGACGGAACACUGUGGUUUCACCGUCUAGAGAACACAGCCUCUGAUAUUCCAAUUACUGGCAAAUGUGUUGCUGCAGCAACAAAGCAGGGUUUCCACAGUUUCGACUGUUCCUCGUUCUCAAUAUGGAAUGUUCAAGCUUCUCCGCUGACAGGCGUGGUUGCAUAUUGUGGUGAGGCAGGAACAACCCUUUGCUUCCAGCCAACAGCCAGAUCGGUGAAGGACCCUUCGCGAAACCGUAGAACCCACUUGCUCUGUGGAUCACUGUUGGAGGAGGAAGAUGCCCUUAUUGUAGCAACUCCAUCGACUAGUACUUCUCACUCUAGAAGAUACCCGGGCAUGAAACGGUCUGGCGGAGCAAAAGACCUAGAGAAAAAAUUCAAGGAACAGAUAAAUAACGAGCAGCCGCUUGCUAUAUGUUGGCGAGGCGAUCUUGAAGAAACAAAGAAACAGGAACCUAAAUCGAAAGAAACAAACAAGGAUCAGUUGAAAAAUGACAACAAAAGAGAAGUUUUUCCCGGGAAAAACGUGGCCAUUCAUAGAGUGAGAUGGAAUGCGAAUAAAGGCAGUGAGAAUUGGCUGUGCUACGGAGGAGCUGCUGGUUUGCUACGCUGUCAACAGAUCGAUUCGUCUCUUCUCCAAUAGUCGUAGGGUUAGUUAUGCUUCUGUUGUACUAUAGUGUUGUACCAGUAUGAAUAUUUAUUUGUGUUAGGCUUUUUAGAUAAUUUUAGAAAAUACAGUCAAUUUUAUUCAAGUAAGUUAAUAUACUAAUAUAGUAUCUAUAUUUACGAAUACUGUAUAUUAAGAGUAGAGGUGGCAUUAAAAUGUUCAUCAAGUUGGAAUCAAGUAAUUAAUUUUACUAGCAAUAUAUUUUCUAACAUGAAGUUUUUAAGUGAAUAUGAAGGUGAUUAUAGAAAACUAAUAUUUA